AAACCUCAUAUUCUUCACAUUUCUUCCACUAAUUCCCUCCAUCUACCCUUGCCGCCGAUCAGCUGUGCCCCUGCCUUCCCGCCGCCGUCGCCGCCGGAAAUGGGUGACAAGAAAAAGAAAGCUACUAUGUUCAUCCGACUUGUAUCAGCUGCUGGGACUGGAUUCUUCUAUGUUAAAAGAAAGCCAACCAAAAUUACAGAGAAGCUCGAGUUCCGAAAAUACGAUCCUCGGGUCAAUCGACAUGUUUUGUUUACGGAAGCGAAAAUGAAAUGAAAGAAGAGAGGAAUAAAAAUCAGUUAUCCUCUCAACCUGGACCUAUUCUUCUUUUGGUCCAUAGGUUUUGAAGCUUUGCAAUUAGUCUUCUGCUGCUUCUCCAUUUUAGACUGAUGUUUCAUAUUUGCUAGUCUUUUCCCUUGGCUCAUCUUCAGCAGUAUGUUUGUACAUCAAAUUCUAUGGCCAGGAAUUGUUUGCCGCUUGAUCUCUUGCGGUCAAAUGUGUUGAGAUAAAUUAUAAGAUAUAGUUUUGAGUUAUUAAGCUUGUUGAUUCAUGAUUGCAUCUUAGCAUUGCAAGCAUGUUUGGUGGCUCUUAAUGGAAUUGGAUCUAAUGUAAUCUAAUCCAAAAUUCAUUUUUCGAUUGGUGUUUUGAAUACAAAACUUAUUCCACA
This is a messenger RNA of Cucumis sativus (cucumber), 664 nucleotides long. Its product is annotated as 50S ribosomal protein L33. The transcript is spliced from 2 exons. Gene Ontology annotation, molecular function: structural constituent of ribosome. Gene Ontology annotation, cellular component: large ribosomal subunit; ribosome. The coding region runs from base 100 to 273 and encodes 57 amino acids. Gene Ontology annotation, biological process: translation. The record is from RefSeq and is a predicted model, not a curated record. NCBI's taxonomy places the organism in Eukaryota, Viridiplantae, Streptophyta, Magnoliopsida, Cucurbitales, Cucurbitaceae.